This is a messenger RNA of Coffea eugenioides, 294 nucleotides long. Its product is annotated as disease resistance RPP8-like protein 3. Gene Ontology annotation, molecular function: alpha-tubulin binding. Lineage: Eukaryota; Viridiplantae; Streptophyta; Magnoliopsida; Gentianales; Rubiaceae. Gene Ontology annotation, biological process: protein folding. The transcript has a single exon. The coding region runs from base 1 to 294 and encodes 97 amino acids. The record is from RefSeq and is a predicted model, not a curated record.
AUGGUCAUUUCUAGGCAUGGGUUUCACCAAUUGAAAUUCCUUGAGCUCAGUACCCUGUAUGAUUUGGAGGAGAUAAAGGUGGAGAAAGGUGCAUUGCCACAGCUCCAGUGCCUGAGAAUCAGGAGCUGCCGCAGAUUAAAAAAGUUGCCGGAAGAGCUGAAGCACAUAUCUACUCUUGAUACGCUUGAGCUUGUGGACAUGCCAGAAGAUUUCAUCAGUGGGCUUGAUGCGGACCUGGUAUCCACUGUCCCUAACCUCAGAAUAUUUGACUCGCCGAAGGAAAGAAUGCAAUAA